Microstroma glucosiphilum is the source of this 1098-nucleotide messenger RNA. RefSeq names its product FtsJ-domain-containing protein. The transcript is spliced from 3 exons. Gene Ontology annotation, biological process: RNA methylation. The record is from RefSeq and is a predicted model, not a curated record. Gene Ontology annotation, molecular function: rRNA (uridine-2'-O-ribose)-methyltransferase activity. The coding region runs from base 1 to 1098 and encodes 365 amino acids. Lineage: Eukaryota; Fungi; Basidiomycota; Exobasidiomycetes; Microstromatales; Microstromataceae. Gene Ontology annotation, cellular component: mitochondrion.
AUGUACACGGCUGCUGUGGGAGCUUGGGGCUGCGUUGCCGUCGUGCAAGCGCCUGCUCUUGCGUCCACCUCGUUCAGCCUCGCUUGCUCACAAGCCACCCAAGUUGCAAGCAGGGCCCUUGCCGGAGCAGCCCGAAACUUCACCACAGACGCUGUUUGUCUCGCAAAGAAAAAAUCGGCUUCCACUUCUAGAUAUACCUCGCGCCAAUCAUCCGAUCCUUAUGUGCUGGCCCGCACAUCGCAAUCCCACGCCUCCUCACUCGCCCUGCCAUCAUCAUCAUCGCAGGAUGAUCUACCUGGCGAAAAGUUCGUUUCCAGGUCUGCCUUCAAGCUUUUUCAACUAGAGGAGAAGCAUCACUUCCUCGCACCGCGCAAGGGCAAAGGGAGGGGGCGAGAAAGAGUCAUCCUCGAUCUGGGGGCAGCACCUGGAGGAUGGACACAGAUGGCGCUCAGGUUGCUGCGCAACUCUAGCUCUUCCGUCGAGAGCAGUACAGAGGGACAAGCAGAGGAAGGAGUCGUUCGUCGUCCGCCCAUCUUUGCCCUCGACCUUCUGCCGCUUCAUCCCAGCGUACAGGCUUUACCUGGCGUCAACUUCAUUCAAGGCGACUUUGAGAGCGAGGAUGUCAAGAAAGAAUUGGCCGAACGAGUCAGGCUGCAUCGCUCGCAAGGAGGAGAGGAAGCAAUAGAUGACAAAGUUGAUGUCAUUCUGAGCGACAUGCUGGCCAAUACCACCGGAUCUUCUCUGCGAGACGGCGCUCUGUCUUUGUCGCUCCUCCAUCACCUCUAUCACUUCGCACAACGGCAUCUUGUCGCUUCUCCUUCCUCCUUCCUCGUCCUCAAGAUCUUUCCAUCCCCAGAAGCCGAAGCCUUUCGGAGGAGGAUGCUCCAGUACUCUGCCUCUUCUGGGAAGAAACGGGCCAGUGUCGAAGAGCAGAGCGGCGCUAUUAAGGGCGGAGCUUUCGAGACCGUGAAGACAGAAAAGCCUCCAGGCUCAAGAAAGGAGAGUCGUGAGGUGUAUUGGGUGUGUAAAGGGUUCCGAGGCAGCGAGAAGUGCUGGACUCUUGAUGAGUGGUAUGAGAUGGAGGAGGCAGCCGGCUGA